Molecule: messenger RNA, 1599 nt
Organism: Gymnodraco acuticeps
Lineage: Eukaryota; Metazoa; Chordata; Actinopteri; Perciformes; Bathydraconidae
Product: apolipoprotein A-I-like
Exons: 4
Coding region: 668-1423 (251 amino acids)
Biological process (GO): phospholipid efflux; positive regulation of lipid biosynthetic process; reverse cholesterol transport
Cellular component (GO): blood microparticle; extracellular region; high-density lipoprotein particle
Molecular function (GO): cholesterol binding; phospholipid binding; phosphatidylcholine-sterol O-acyltransferase activator activity
Source: RefSeq, a predicted model, not a curated record
UUACAUUGGGGUUGUUUGCGUGGUGCAGACACGUAUAUGUAGCAAAGUUUGUGACUCCACCACGCAAUGCGGUGUUAAGGAGUAUUGGUUGAGUCAUGCAUUCUGGUGAGAUCAGGUUGGUCCAAGCCCAGAGCCUUGAGGUACACCUUGGUUGACUGAGGCCGAAGGGGAACUGCAGUCACUGAUGGUGACAAAGUGUUUCCGGUUUGAGAGGUAGGACUCAAACCAGGCAAGAGCUGUGCGACUGACAUACCUUUGAGGACAGGAGGGCUUUUGAGGACAAGGUCCAUUCAAGGUUACACUUGAGGAUUUAGUCACACUCUAACACAGAGGAAACACACAUAAUCAGGCCAAAUAAUUAUAAAAAGGCACAUGACUAAAUCAAUACUGUUUGGAAGAUGAUAACUGACAUAUGAAACUGUCUAAAAUAACUGAUUUGCUUGGUGUGUCUGUGCAUUGGUUUAACAAUAUCGGGUUGUGCAUGAUUGCUGCGUGGUGCCUGGCACUGAGUUUCUGUGAGGAUAGCAGGGUGAGGCAAGGUGACAGCAAGACACUCACCCCUGGACUUUGGGAUCAUUAGAGUCCGGAUUGCUUUAUAAGCUGCAGAACCUCACAAGCAGUACCAAGUGGAUUUGCCGAUACAACAACAAACUCAGAUAUAAGAGCCAUGAAGGUCCUUGUUGUGCUCGUCCUUGCCGUUUUCACAGGCUGCAAUGCCAACAUCUUAUAUGCUGAUGCACCCAAGCCACAGAUUGAAUUGCUGACUGAGGUCUUCUUGGACUAUGUCGCCAAGGCAACAGAGACAGCUGAUGACACCCUCCAGAUGAUCAAUAAAUCACCGUUUUUCCAGGGUGUCAAUGAACAUCUGGAAGAAACUAAAUGUGUGGCCGCCCAUUCUUUGUUCUUCAUGCACGAGAUGCUUCCCCCUGCAAGUCAGGACAUGUUCCACAAAGUCAUCAGAGAGGCCAAAGAGCUGAAGGGUCGUGUGGAAAGGGAGCUGGCCGCUGCCCAGGACAUCAUGAAGCCCUACACUGACAACAUGGAGGUCCAGAUCCAGCAGAGAGUGGAGCAGCUCAAACAGAAGCUGGCCCCCUACGCUGAGUCCAUUGACACCGAGGCUGUGAGAGCCACCCUGGAGCAGAAGAGCGAGGAGCUGAAGCAGAGUGUGAAGGACCUGCAGGCUCAGCUCGGGCCCUACAUCGAUGACCUGAAGCUGAAAGUGGACCAGCACCUGCAGGACUUCCAGGAGCGUGUGGCCCCCGUGGCCGAGCGGGUUCAAGAUCAGCUGAUACAGAAAGCCAUUCAGGUUCGAGAUAUGGCCGCCCCAUACGUUGAGGAUCUGAGAGUAAAUCUGAACCCCUACUCCCAGGACCUCCAGGCCCGCCUCACCUCCCUCUACGAGGCCAACGCCAAAUCCAAAUAAGUCAACCUCCCCCUCACCUUAAAGGGAAAGAAACUGCAUCAACAGAAACACAAUAAUCUGACCCCGGGACACAAAAUGAACAAAACGACAACACAAGCUAACCAGUUAUAGAUCUUUAAAGAAAAUAAUGAUUUGGAGGUUACGAACUGUGUUAGUAAAUUAAUGAAAAGGGAACA